Drechmeria coniospora is the source of this 1416-nucleotide messenger RNA. RefSeq names its product PH domain protein. The transcript has 3 exons. The record is from RefSeq and is a predicted model, not a curated record. NCBI's taxonomy places the organism in Eukaryota, Fungi, Ascomycota, Sordariomycetes, Hypocreales, Ophiocordycipitaceae. The coding region runs from base 1 to 1416 and encodes 471 amino acids.
AUGUCGGCACACUCGACGGCGUUGCCUUCGCGCGCCGCCACCGGGCUCAGCGGCCAUACCGAGGAUGCCGUGCCCGAGUUUGACCCGUCGACGACGGCCGGCCUGCUCGCCGAGCGCCUUCAGGCGUGGAAGCAUGCGGUGGGAUACCUCGAGGAAUACGUGACCGCCGUGGAGAAGAUCCACGGUCGUCAGGCCAAGGAGUACGAAAAGGCGCUCAAGACCAUCUCGAACCCACUUCGCGAGGGUCAGCACUUUGACCAGAGCCUCGGCGGCAUCGCCGGCUUCUUCGAAAACAUGCGCUCCAACACGCAGGCCAUCAUCAACACCAACCUCGAGACGGAGAAGAACAUCAAAGGCUCGGUCCUGCCCAUCCUCGAGCGGCUGCACAAAGAGAUCAAGCACAAGGCCAAGGAGCUCUCGAGCGGGGCCCAGAGCAGCGCCAAGGAGGUGGAGAAGCUGCGCAACACGACGCAGAAGCAGAUCGAGCUGCUCGGUCAGCAGACGGCCUCGUACGACUCGGCCGGCGGCCGGCUCACGGGCGCCGACGACCCCUACGUCGUCCACCGCGGCGUCGUCCACCGGCUCGGCAACCAGGUGAUCGCCGAGAACAACCACAAGAACGACCUGAUCGCGGUCCAGAACAACUUCGAGUCGUUCGAGGCGCACGUCAUCGACGUGCUGCAGCAGGCCAUGGAGGCCUUUGCCCAGCUCGCCGGCGGCCAGGGCGAAAAGGCACGCGCGCUCUUCGGCGACAUGCUCGGCACCGUGCAGGCGGUGCCCCGGUCCUUUGAGUGGACCAACUUCAAGAGCCGGUACGGCGACCGGCUCGCCAACCCCAACGACACGGCCCGCUCGGUCGAGGCGAUUCAGUUCCCCAACAUGUCGCACGCGUCGACGAAGCCGCUGAUCGAGGGCUCGCUCGAGCGCAAGUCGCGCAACAAGCUCUCGUGGGGCUACUCGACCGGCUACUACGUCGUGACGCCCUCCAAGUUCCUGCACGAGUUUAAGGACUCGGACGACACGCGCCAGGACCCGAAGCCGGAGCUGUCCAUCUACCUACCCGACGCCGUCAUCGGCACGCCGAGCGGCGAGAAGUUCAACGUCAAGGGCAAGGACAAGAGCAAGACGCUGAGCAGCAAGCUGACGGGCAGCACUGAGCUCGCCUUCAAGGCUCACACCGCAUCCGACGCCCAGAAGUGGUUCCAGGUCAUCCUGGGCAUCUGCGGCGCCGCGGGCCCGGCCGAGCCCAGCUCGCCCAACACCGGAUCGCCCGCCGCUUCGUCGCCCGUCGCCGGGCCCGGCGACAAGCUGGCGAUGAACCUGCCGACGACGGACCCCUCCGUCGCCACCGGCUACACGGGCCAGGUCGCGGGCGUCGUGAAAGGGUCGGCGACGGCGAACCCGACGGCGAAGUAG